Neltuma alba is the source of this 459-nucleotide messenger RNA. RefSeq names its product MLP-like protein 28. Lineage: Eukaryota; Viridiplantae; Streptophyta; Magnoliopsida; Fabales; Fabaceae. The transcript is spliced from 2 exons. Gene Ontology annotation, biological process: defense response. The record is from RefSeq and is a predicted model, not a curated record. The coding region runs from base 1 to 459 and encodes 152 amino acids.
AUGGUGAGUGCUUUGGAGGCAGAUGUUGAACUCCAAACUUCAGCUUCGAAGUUUCUGCAGAUAUUUUCCACCAAAACAUAUGAGCUUGCCACUAUCUCCCCUGACAUCGUUCAAGUGUUGAAAUUGUUUCUGGUAAUGGGGCACUGCAGGCUUCUCCUUCGUCAUCAACUACACGUUAGGUCAGAUGGGAUGCCACAAGUGGCUAAGGAUGUGGUGGAAAGCAUAAACUUAAUAGACCUAUCAGCCGUAUUCAAAGUGAUAGAGGGAGAUCUGUUGGAUGUGUACGAUAGCUUCAAAUUUAUUCUGAAACUCACUCCAAAUGUACUGUCGGGAAGCGUAGUGCACUGGACUAUGGAAUAUGAGAAGCGAAGCGAUGACACUGCAGAUCCAACCUCGCUGAUGAAAGAGGUUAUUCAACUCUCCAAAGACGUUGAUGCUCACGUUGCCAACCUCAUCUAG